AUGAGAAACAUCACGGACACGUCCUUCUCAUACAUUUAUGUGACGCUACUCGUCUACAUAUUAAUACCAACAAUACAUCUUGUAAUUGACAUUGUUUCGCCGACAAAUCGAUCCCAUGGUUUUCUUUUUGAAUUGGACUAUGGCGUAAAUAGUCAGCAAUAUUUCUAUUAUUUAACCAUACACUCGUAUAUAGGAACUGCUAUAGUAUGUCAUUUGCUUGUUUCUUGUUAUACCAUGUUCGUGAUGUAUGCCCAACAUGCCUACGCGUUGUUUGCAAUUGUGAGUUAUCAAUUGAGAACUGUACACACUUCCCAUAAAAGUAAUUUAAUAAACGUAGAAGACGAUCGUUCGUUUGAGAAAUACAAACGUACAAAGUUCACACUAGAGGAAUAUGAAAAGUUACACGAUAAGUUGUUUGCCUGUAUACAGGGGCAUAAAAACGCCUUAAAGUAUUCAUAUUUUCUUGAAUCGUUAUUCACGAAAUUAAUGAUCUUUCAACUGUUCUUCAGUGUGCUAUGUCUCAGUACUACAGGCAUUUACACUGUACUGAAUUUGAACAACGUAAGCGCCGUGAUAAGGAAUGGUACAUUCGCAUUUGCACAAGUAUUUUAUAUAUUCUCGCUCUGCUUUCCUGGACAAAGGCUGGUGGAUCACAGCAAAGAAAUAUAUACUGCUACAUGCGAAAUAAUGUGGUACAAACUUUCUAAAAAGUCAAUAUCUUUGUACAAAUUUUUGCUCGUCAGAAGUUUAGUAUCUAGCAAAUUAACAGCUUUAAAAGUGGUACCGUUGACAAUGGAAACAUUUAUCAUGAUUAUUCAGACAGCUAUGAGUUAUUUUACCGUGUUAAAAUCAACGAUCGACACUCGCAAUGAAGAAACUAGUUUCUAAUAAUGUGCAUAGGAUGAAAAGUUUUGGUAGUGCGCAUACAUUGACUGUAUA
This is a messenger RNA of Colletes gigas, 939 nucleotides long. Its product is annotated as odorant receptor 67c-like. Gene Ontology annotation, molecular function: odorant binding; olfactory receptor activity. Lineage: Eukaryota; Metazoa; Arthropoda; Insecta; Hymenoptera; Colletidae. Gene Ontology annotation, cellular component: plasma membrane. The record is from RefSeq and is a predicted model, not a curated record. Gene Ontology annotation, biological process: detection of chemical stimulus involved in sensory perception of smell; sensory perception of smell. Bases 1 to 888 code for a protein of 295 amino acids. The transcript has 7 exons.